This is a messenger RNA of Cyclopterus lumpus (lumpfish), 6716 nucleotides long. RefSeq names its product pleckstrin homology domain containing, family M (with RUN domain) member 2 (gene plekhm2). NCBI's taxonomy places the organism in Eukaryota, Metazoa, Chordata, Actinopteri, Perciformes, Cyclopteridae. Gene Ontology annotation, biological process: lysosome localization; Golgi organization; regulation of protein localization. Gene Ontology annotation, molecular function: kinesin binding. Gene Ontology annotation, cellular component: endosome membrane. The transcript has 20 exons. The record is from RefSeq and is a predicted model, not a curated record. Bases 773 to 3790 code for a protein of 1005 amino acids.
CAGUCAGGAUGAAGCAUAGUCAAAACUCAGAUUAAUUACAGUCAAACAUAUCGACUUGAGGACUUGGUUCUACUGGUCUAACAUUAAGUCAUUUUUCGACGUAUGGUCUGUUUGCACAAAGCGGAUCGAGUUCAACUUUAAAUAGUCAUGAUGUUGAACGCGGUUCAGUCGCUCUCGUCCUCCCACGCGCUAAUAAGUCGUAUUUGGGGCUAGUGGUGACGUAAUCCCCCGACGGAGACUUCUCAUUCAAACGGCGAUAGGUCAGUAGGAGCAGCGCAAAAAGUAACCCUGUCAUCCGGGUCUUUGGUGUGAUUAAUAAACUUAUACAGGCAAACGUACGACAACAGGUAACGUAAAGUAGUUUACAAUAGCUAACAACAUGAAUGGUGAAACUAGGAGUAUGAUAACCACAAAUGCUACUAAAAGUUAUCCUGGGCUGGAUCCAGAACUUGCUAACCACCCCCACCUUGAGGUCUAGCGCUGAGAAAAAAGAAAAAGUCCCGUGGCUGAAGCUAACCCGAUCCGUUUGACAGCGGUUGACCUCUCGCGCCACUUGCUCCGCAUUAACGUGGUGGUUGUGGACCGGCAGCGCCGUCGAGUUGAACCCGUACCAACGGACAACCGACGCCGUGUCGGUGGUUUGACAGCCCGCUAACGCGAUAAUGUCCGCUAGCUGGCUAGCUAGCUUAGACGGGCGUUAGCUUUAGCAAAACAAGAGCUGAGUCUCGGGAGUCAGCUGACCGGCUGCUAGCGAGCUGCCAGCGGACCAGUGAUGGAUCAACUGAGAGUCAAGGACCGCAUAUUGGAAAACAUCUCCCUGUCAGUCAAGAAGUUGCAGAGCUACUUUGCCGCAUGCGAAGAUGAGACUCCAGCCAUCCGAAAUCAUGACCGGGUCCUUCAGCGCCUCUGUGAACACCUCGACCAUGCUCUGCUGUAUGGCCUGCAGGACAUCUCCUCGGGCUACUGGGUCCUGGUCCUUCACUUCACCAGGAAAGAGGCUGUCCGUCAGAUAGAUGAGCUUCAGCACAUAGCAACCAACCUUGGUCGAAGCCGAGCAUGGCUGUACCUGGCAUUGAGUGAGAGCUCUUUGGAGAGCUAUCUACGCCUCUUCCAGGAGAACCAAGGGUUACUGCAGAAGUACUAUUUUAAGAACGCACUGGUCUGCAGUCAUGACCACCUCACGCUCUUCCUCACGCUGGUGUCCGGCCUGGAGUUCAUUCGCUUUGACCUGGAGCUGGACGUGCCCUAUCUGGACGUGGCCCCCUACAUGCCGGAUUACUACAAACCCCAGAACCUGCUGGACUUUGAGGAAAGGCUGCCCAGCUCAGACAGCUUGUCCCUGCACUCCUUCACCUCCCUCACCUCCACCAACCUGGAGUGGGACGACAGCGCCAUCGCCCCCUCCAGUGAAGAUUAUGAUUUCGGUGACAUCUUCCCCGUGUUGCAGUCAUUGCCAAGUGCAGACUGGGAAGAGGGUGACCUGACUGACCAGGCCAGCUGCCCACGAUCCAGUGGCUCUGAUCCCCAGACGGUCAUCAGCGACACGGUGGUCCUUUCUAUUGGCACUCUCAAGAUGAAGGCAGCAGCUCAGCUUGCUUCGCACAGCCCGACGUACAGACACAACCCUUUCAACGGGGACUCGGACACCAACACCUCCGCCGACGUCACCCCGGUUCACUUGGCUAGCUGCCUCAACGCCGUGACCGCUGGAGAUGACGCGGAGAGCACCGGCAACGAGCUGGAGGUCAUCAGGAUGGCCAGACGAAGGAAACCAGCCAAGAAGCGGCGUGGGAGGGGCUCCACAGAUUCCAUGAGCAGCCUCCAUAACUCUGUCUCCUCUGAGCACAUGGAAAUGUCGUCGGAGGAUGUGGAUUCCCUAAAUGGCACUGUAGUUCAGCUGGAUGCCGAGUCGGAGCUGAGGAGAAGCCGGGGGGGCUCGGAGGUCGUGGAGGAAGGGGACGAGGACGGAGUAGAAGGCCUCCUACGGCUCCCGGAGAUGAAGGACACCUCCAUGGACACCGUGGGCCAGUCGCUCCGCGAUGUCAUGGACCGGCUCAACGGGCCUCUGGACGGGGAGGAUGUCUGGGAGCGACGAGGGGAGAGGGAGGAGAAAAGCAGCGCAGGCUGUGACCGGGGUCCCGAGCCCCCGACGCAGCAGCCCUUUCAAGAGGAUUCCGGGGGUGAGCCACCCGACCCAGCCCCAGGAGAGGCGUCUCUCUUCCUGCAGGCCCCUCCUGCGCCUUCAGACUUAUGCUGCUUUACCGCCAACAGUUCAGACUCUACUCCCACGGGUGGUGGCCACUAUGACUCUGCAGAGCAUAGCCAAUCGCAAACUCUUUCAGGUGGCCUUGAAGAUGAUGGAGAUGCAAAAGUGUCGGCAGGACCGGAACCCGAGAUGAAGACCGGGGAGGAAGUCACAGAGGAAGGAGAGGACACUGGCAAUAAUGCAUCUGCUGAGGAAGCAGAGGAUUCUCAUCCUGCAGAGUUCAAUGUGGACAACAAUCACUUGCUUCUUCUCAUGAUUCAUGUAUUCAGAGAGAACGAGGAGCAGCUCUUCAAGAUGGUGAGAAUGAGCACAGGCCACAUGGAGGGUGACCUGCAGCCCCUUUACCUGCUGCUGACUGACUGUUACAUCUACCUGCUUAGGAGGGGUGCAGCAGAGAAGCCCUACACAGUGGAAGAGGCCGUCUCCUAUAACGAGCUGGACUAUCUCUCAGUGGGCCUUGACCAACAGACCGUGACGGUGGUUUGCACCAACAGACGGAGAAAAUUCCUGUUGGACACCGCUGAUGCCUCUCUGACUCAGUGGUUCUUGUCUGUUCUCAAGUCAGCCAUGGUGAAGGGUUGUCGUGAGCCUCCUUACCCCUCUGUGCUGACGGAUGCUACCAUGGAAAGAUUGGCUCUUACAAAGUUUGUCUCCCAGGAGUCCCACUGUGAGGUAUGUGAAGUGUCUAUCCAACUGUAUUCCCUAGUCCACUGGGACGAUCCUAUGGACAUGACUUUGUCACCCCAGGGUGGCCCACAAAUCUCUGGACUACCUUCCAGCACCAAGGAGGGCGCUCUGCAGUACCGGGUGGGAAGCACCUACCUGGGCAAAGAGCUGUGGAAAAGCUGCUACCUCGUUCUCAGCAAGGGGAUUCUGUACCUGUAUGCCGAAAGGACCGAUGCGACGCCUCUGCUGUCGGUCACUAUGGGAGGAGAGCACUGUGGAGGAUGCCGCCGCUCAAACAGCACCGAGCGUCCCCACGCCUUCCAGGUCGUCUUGACGGAGCGGCCGGCGCUGGAGCUCAGCGCCAACAAUGAGCAGGACAUGGCCGACUGGAUGCUGCUGCUCUGCCAGUCCGUCUCCAAAGGGGUCAUCCCUCAGGGUUUGGCCCCCACUCCAUGUAUCCCAUGUUGCCUGGUGAUGACGGACAGGAAGUUGCUUACGUGUCAUCAGGACUGUCAGACCAGCUUCUUCCGCUCGCUCGGCAGCGCCGAUAUCUGUGAUGUCACUUCCGUCAGUCUGGAGGCUGACAAGGAGUACUGCGUCAUUGAGUUUGCUGCAGACCGGUCCCAGUUCCUUCCUCCGUGGGUCUUGUACUUCAGCGGCUGCGAGGAGAGAGAUCGACUGCUGGAGGCGCUAGACGACACAUGGAGGGCUGUGUACCAGGUCAAUCUUCCCCACAGACAAGUGUUGGAUCCGCCCGUGCAGAAGCGUUGCGGCGAGGCCCUCGCCCUGAUGAAUAGCGCCUGGCAGAGGGCAGAUAGUCUGGCCCGAGGCCGAGCCCAGCGCGAACCCUGGUGCUGACAGACGCACACACAUGCGCGCAUACACUUUUACCUGUGGGGGUGGCCACUGAGCCGGACUGAUGGUUAAGAGGUCUGAUAUCGUUCCAGGUGAGACGGCGUUAACGCCGGCAUUCGAUCUGCAUCACUCUAAACUGAGCUGACAAUCCGACGCGGUUAUUGGUUGAUGCACCUCUGGUUCCCUGAUGGCGUCCUGCAGAAGUAGCGAUGCAACAGCAGGACGUUCUCACUUGAAGUGAAAUGAAUCCCUAUUAACCGAACAAUACAAACGGCUUUGUAUUUGAUUCUAGUGACACAUCUAGUGCCAUUAUUCCUUUUAUUAAGAAAUAGCAGCAACGGAGAACCAAUAUGCGGAACCAAGGGAAACGUUUGGGGUCAAAUGAUAUGACUCUUUCUCUAUAAUCUAUCAUUAUUCUCUCCGCACGGAAAACGCCCUGCAGGAAAUGGCGAUGGAUAAUUGUAGAAAGCACAUAACGUCAGCGUUACAGCGUGCGUUACAAUAUAUCCCGCUGAAUUGAGUUUGAGCUGAUGAGGAAACGCACAUUUAGUACAUUGAGGAAGACGAGGAGCCGUUACCAGCAGCUUUCCUGCACUGUAAAGAAAAUGAUUAUAAUAAAAUUAGUAAGGUUUACUAAAAUAACAAAUAAAAAGCCAUAAAUGAAGGGGGCAGUUGAUGCUUGUUUGCUACCUGGAAGAAGUUCACCCUCCUUGCCUUGGGCACACAGAAGUAACGCUCUCUGACUGGCACAAGUCACACAGCUGUGUGAAGACACUAAGUCACUCCUUGCUUGGUGCCAGUUCCAAGACGUACAGAACCAAUGUACAGCGAUGUACAGUCCCGACGCAUAAUCACUGAUGGUUGUGUAAUGUCUGACAUUCAGAUUAAGGUCGUCUAAGGUCACGUGCCUCUACACCGAAUCCCCGUCACUUCGGACGUGAGCUUGAGAGAAUGAGGAUCUCGAUACGAAGAACAUCUGGAUGCUCAACGGUUGCACUGGACAGGACAUGGCCAUGCUCCAUCUGAGCAUGGCCACUUUCUUUACCAAUUUAAACGUUGUCACACGUUGAUUAAAACAAAAGAAAGAAGACAAGAAAGAAACUAUCAGGAAAUGCAACAGAUUUGCCUUUUUUACCUCCACUCCGUAGACACGAGUGGAGGCUUUCAUGCAGACUUGCACAUUGUUUUUGCUGUUAGUCCUUUUUCUAAUGGUACCAGUUAUGGUUUUGUUUUAAUAUCAUAACGUGCUUUUUGUAUGACCUUUUGCAGAGAAAGUGGGAACAAUUGUUCGGCGCCCCUUGGCGAUGAGCAGCAAUUGCAGGUGGUGUCUUUUUGGAGGGCUGGAGAGCCGUGUCACCUCACAGUAGGUGGUUACUCCCUAUAGAUGGUGACUUUGCAGACAUUUAUUUAAAGGAAAAUGCUUCUGUUCUUCGCAGAUUUAAUGUUUUUAAGUAGCCUGUAACAUUAACGAUAUUUCUUUGGAAAAGGAAUACAAAUUUGAAGACCCUAAACUAGACCCUUCAUAGUCUCCCUACAAAGUCUAGUCGGUCGUGCGUGUGUUUCAAUCUGUCCUCAACAUUAACUCUGAUCUGAGUGCUGCUGCUCUGUCAAUGACGGUGUCUAAGUGAUCUCACUACAAGGCGGAGGUCAGCCGGGGAUUUAGUUUUGCAACGACAAUGUUGCCUUUUUUGUCAACCGUGCCUGAACUGGACAAAAAAACCUUCCCACUAAAUGACGUUUGACUAAAUGAAGUUUCUUCCUUUUUCGUGAUGACCUCGUCCUGUGCGACUGCACCACUCGAACAAUCUUCUUCGGUUUAUGUUGCGGUUCUGGUUUCUUAUUUUUUUUCAAAAUAUGAGUCAAAGAAUUGAAGGCGCUGGAUAUCAACCAUGAUACUGUCUUUGAAGUCUGAAUUCAGCAUUGAAUGUUGGCACAGAAUGCUCUCUCAUUGUUAUUAAAUUAGGAUUUUGUCUGUAAAAAAAAAAAAAAAAAAAUACUCUGUAAAACAAAUGUUAUUAUAUUCAGCAAAGUAUGAUACUGAAGAAAUACAAUUUGGUUUUAUUUAUUUUUCCUAAACUCUGUAUCGAAACCUUCAAAUGACACUCAGCCCAAUACAUAUGCCACUUAUUUAUUGUAUGUACAAAAUGUCUUUCUCAGUCCCACUGUGUUACCGCCAUGUCACCAUUAAUCAGUGCUUUAAGCCUUUCUAAGUGCCACUUGGUCGCAUUCGUCUCCUGCUUUUUUUUUUUACAAAGAAAUCUAAUCUCAGGUGAAAAAGGUACGUCACAUCCCAAACCGUAACCCUCACCGUGUGUUUUGUUGCUGCCGUUUUCUUUUCUUAUUAUAUUCUCAUUUUAAUAUUUUUCUAUUUUGGUUUGUUGCAGCAUGAUUAAGUUAUUUUGCGCACACAGACAAGGCUGCAAAGUCAUAUUACAAUUACAUGUUGGAAAAAGGUUUUAUGUAAACGUCCUUUUUAAUAGUUUAGUGAGUUUCCGUAAUAGCGUUGGUAAGUUGGACUUGAACUGUUUGUUGGGUCAACAUCAAAGAAUCCGCUGCAGAGAGUCGUGGCCUCUGAAGUGUGAAUGUAAAGUACGUCUUCUCGAGCAGAGUUUUGAAUGUGGGACAUUGCUGGCCAAUGGUGGGGACGACAUCUUCUGAGUGAUGCAUUGUGGGGGGGAAAGCGCUUUUUUGAUUUUGUUUGCAUCGGUAUUACUGCAUGUUAUCUAUGUAUGAUGUUUAGCGGUUUAAUUGACUUGUAAAAAGAGUGCUAUCAAAUGUAACAUACUGUACACACACACACACACACACAUAUACAUGAGUACGUGCAUGUCCAGAAGGGUUUACACUGUUCAUAAUGGUAACGAAUGUCCAAAUAUACCUUUUUUUUUUUUUGUGGUUGGACGGUGUGACUGAAUAAAUGUAAAGGAAA